Molecule: messenger RNA, 2062 nt
Organism: Sander lucioperca (pikeperch)
Lineage: Eukaryota; Metazoa; Chordata; Actinopteri; Perciformes; Percidae
Product: E3 ubiquitin-protein ligase pellino homolog 1-like
Exons: 7
Coding region: 345-1628 (427 amino acids)
Biological process (GO): regulation of Toll signaling pathway; protein K48-linked ubiquitination
Molecular function (GO): protein binding; ubiquitin protein ligase activity
Source: RefSeq, a predicted model, not a curated record
UACACUGAAGAAUCAGCAGUUGAUGUCAGUGCAGAGACGAAGCCAAACCUCACUGAGUUUUUGUUCGAUUUAACGGGUCCUCUACCGAUUUAAACGUGUUAAUCUAUCGGUGUUCUGUUCAGAAACGGUUAACACCGUCGGUAACCGGGAACGGACACAUCCGGGAGAUGAAACUGCUUUAGGACGAACCGGUAACUUUGGUGAUGUGCGUACCUGCGCUGAUGGCGACGCUCUGAGGGUGACAGUGGGAGAGACCUCACCCUUCCUCCCCUCCUCCUCCUCCUCCUCCUCCUCCUCCUCCUCCUCCUCCUCCUCCUCCCCACCUUGCCCCGAAGGCUGCACAGAUGUUUUCACUCGAUCAGGAAAACAUCUCCACCUCCCCUGCUUCCACCAAAGGACCAGUCAAAUAUGGAGAGCUCAUUGUGCUCGGGUGUAACGGCUCUCUGCCCAGCGGUGACAAGGGGAGGCGGAAAAGUCGCUUCGCUCUGUGUCGCAGGAACAAGUCCAACGGUGUGAAACCCAGCACUGUCCACUCAUCCUGCACCCCACAGGCUGCCAAGGCUGUAAGCAACAAGGAGCAGCACAGUAUUUCCUACACUCUGUCCCGGGCGCAGACGGUGGUGGUGGAGUACACGCACGACAGCAACACUGACAUGUUCCAGAUUGGUCGUUCCACGGAGAUUCCCAUUGACUUUGUGGUGACGGACACGCUGCCCGGUGGUCAGAACCAAGCUGACGACCAGGCGGUUCAGAGCACCAUCUCCCGCUUCGCCUGCCGCAUCAUCUGCCAAAGGAAUCCUCCUUUCUCUGCACGCAUCUACGCUGCCGGCUUCGACUCCUCCAAGAACAUCUUCCUCGGGGAGAAGGCGGCCAAGUGGAGGAUGCAGGAUGGUCAGAUGGACGGGCUGACCACCAACGGCGUUCUGGUGAUGCACCCGCGCCACGGCUUCAGCCAGGGCUCCAAACCUGGCGUGUGGAGGGAAAUGUCCGUCUGCGGAAACGUCUUCACGCUGCGGGAAACCAGAUCAUCUCAGCAGAGAGGCAAGACGGUGGACUCUGAGUGUAACGAGCUGGUGGACGGGUCUCUCAUCGACCUGUGCGGCGCCACCCUCCUGUGGCGCACAGCGGACGGCCUGGCGCACACGCCCACCGUCAAACACCUGGAGGCCCUGCGGCAGGAGCUGAACGCUGGGCGGCCGCAGUGCCCCGUGGGCCUCAACACGCUGGCCUUCCCCAGCCUUCGCCGCAAAGACGUCCCGGACGAGAAGCAGCCCUGGGCCUACCUGCGCUGCGGCCACGUGCACGGCUACCACGGCUGGGGGGGCCGCCGCGACCCCGCGGUGGAGGCGGAGCAACAGGAGAGGGAGUGCCCAAUGUGCCGGACGCGGGGCCCGUACAAGCCGCUGUGGCUGGGCUGCGAGGCGGGCUUCUACGUGGACGCGGAGCCGCCGACCCACGCUUUCGUCCCUUGCGGUCACGUCUGCUCGGGGAUGACGACGGCGUACUGGAGUCAGAUCCCGCUGCCACACGGCACGCACGCCUUCCACGCCGCGUGCCCGUUCUGCAUCCAGCCGCUGGGCAGAGAGUCCGGGUGCAUCAGACUCAUCUUCCAAAGCCCGCUGGACUAGAAAUACUCAGACUUCUUCUCUUAAGCUGUAACCAAGGGCGUAGAUGUGGUUUUCAACAUCGCACAGAAAAGUUUAAGAAAUAAAGUACACGAAAUACAUCCGUAAAAUAACCGAAAAAGUCCUGGCAGCUCAAAUAGCCGGACUUUUCCCCCGUAAUUAAAAAAAUGGAAAUGAUAUGUGUGCCUACAGUUAAAAUACAGAAACAUUUUCCGUUAGGUUGAUUAUAUAAAACGAUCUCACACAAAGCUGCUCAGUUAGUAAACUUCUGAAAACGUUGAAAGAAAGUUCAAAAUUGUUGGGGGAGAAAGCGACAAAAAUAUGAGAAAAGUACGGAGACCCCCUGGGGUCAGCUGAGAAAAAAUCAACUUAGUGCGUUUUCACACCUGUAGUUCGUUUGCUUUGGUCCGAAUCAGUUGGUGAGUUUGUAAACUUGG